Molecule: messenger RNA, 1322 nt
Organism: Argentina anserina (silverweed cinquefoil)
Lineage: Eukaryota; Viridiplantae; Streptophyta; Magnoliopsida; Rosales; Rosaceae
Exons: 15
Coding region: 64-1134 (356 amino acids)
Source: RefSeq, a predicted model, not a curated record
CCCCUCUCUCUCAGUCACCGCCAAAUUUCUCGCCGUCUUUCCCGCCAAAUUUCUCGCCGAGGCAUGCCGCCGACCUCCACCGUCCCCACUCUCACGCCGGUCACCAUAUCCUACUCGGAGCUCCGAGAUAAAGAGACGGACUUAUCGAGUAAGAUAGAACAAGGAUUUGGGCCCAGCGGGUUAGGGAUUCUCUCCGUCACUGAUGUUCCAGGAUUCUCAUCAUUGCGCCGAAAUCUUCUACGCCUGUCACCUAGGUUGGCCAAUCUUCCUGAAGAGGUGAAGAAGGAACUCGAAGAUCCGCAUAGUAGGUAUAAUUUUGGGUGGAGUCAUGGAAAGGAGAAGUUGGAAUCUGGAAAGCCAGAUAUGUUGAAAGGCUCUUUCUAUGCAAAUCCCAUAUUGGAUAAACCAACAACAGAUGAGGCUCUAAUUCAGAGGUACCCUUCAUAUUGUGGAUCAAACAUAUGGCCUAAACAUGAGUUGCCAGAACUUGAAGUGGCCUUCAAAGCUCUGGGAAAGUUGAUCCUUGACGUUGGGCUUAUGGUGGCAUUUCACUGUGAUAGAUAUGUAUCAAAAGCAAUCAAAUUGCAUGAGGAUGAAAGCCUUGAACAAGUAAUUUUUCGUUCUCGAUGUCAUAAAGGGCGCCUGCUUUACUAUUUUCCCACAAAAGAGAGCAUUUCUACUGAAGAUAACGAAAACAUGUCUUCUUGGUGUGGAUGGCAUACAGACCAUGGUUCAUUGACAGGCUUGACCUGUGCCAUAUUCACGAGAGAUGCUGUUGAAAUACCAUGCCCUGAUAGUGGUGCUGGCCUUUAUAUUAGGACAAGAACUGAUCAGAUUGUCAAAGUUGUCUUUGGAGAAGAUGAAGUAGCAUAUCAAAUUGGUGAAACCACAGAAAUUAUGUCCAGAGGUUACCUUUGUGCAACACCUCAUUGUGUCCGGGCACCCAAGGGAGAGGAAGCUUCUGGUCUUGACCGUUCAACAUUCGCUUUCUUUAUGCAACCUGACUGGGAUGAGAAGCUAAAUUUUCCUGACGAAGUUCAUAUUCAUAAAGAGAUGAUACCACCAAAUGGUUCUCUUACAUUUGGAGAGUACACAGAGAAGCUCCUCGACAAAUAUUACCACCUCAAGACCUAAUCUCUCUGCAAAAUCCGCCGAAGAAUGCUUACCACAAGUCCACAAUACUUAGUAAACCAAGUAAGGAUUCAUCAUGACCGUGUACAGUUGCAUUAUUAGUUUCUGUUGGGAUUGCUAGUUCUACUUUCAAUAUCUUGCUCAGUGAGAACUCUCAGGCUUGUGUUUAUAAUAAUGUCUAUAAUUCAGUA